Messenger RNA from Penaeus indicus, 3688 nucleotides. RefSeq names its product abnormal spindle-like microcephaly-associated protein homolog. Gene Ontology annotation, molecular function: protein binding. Lineage: Eukaryota; Metazoa; Arthropoda; Malacostraca; Decapoda; Penaeidae. The transcript is spliced from 2 exons. The record is from RefSeq and is a predicted model, not a curated record. The coding region runs from base 1 to 3099 and encodes 1032 amino acids.
AUGACCCAGAACUUGAAAAGGCUACAGAAUCUGAAAGAAAACAAACCUGGUAAUGAAGAAUUUCCAGCUGAUGAAGAAGAGAUAGUUGACCUUGAUCUAAAUGACCCAGAGCUUGAAAAGGCAGCAACCCAAAUUCAAGCUUCUUUCAGAGGCUAUAAAACCAGACAAAAUCUAAAAGAGAAUGGAUCUCCGGAAUCUCCAGCUAAUGAAGAAGAGAUAGUUGAUCUUGAUCUGAAUGACCCAGAACUUGAAAAGGCUGCAACCCAGAUUCAAGCUUCCUUCAGGGGUUAUAAAACCAGACAGAAUCUGAAAGAAAAUGAACCUUCUGGUAAUGAAGAAGAGAUAGUUGAUCUUGACCUGAAUGACCCAGAACUUGAAAAGGCUGCAACCCAAAUUCAAGCUUCCUUCAGGGGUUAUAAAACUAGACAAAAUCUGAAAGAGAAUGGAUCUCCAGCUAAUGAAGAAGAGAUAGUUGAUCUUGAUCUGAAUGACCCAGAACUUGAAAAGGCUGCAACCCAGAUUCAAGCUUCUUUCAGAGGCUAUAAAACCAGACAGAAUCUGAAAGAAAAUGAACCUUCUGGUAAUGAAGAAGUAGUUGACCUUGACUUGAAUGAUCCAGAACUUGAAAAGGCUGCAACCCAAAUUCAAGCUUCUUUCAGGGGUUAUAAAACCAGACAAAAUCUGAAAGAGAAUGGAUCUCCGGAAUCUCCAGCUGAUGAAGAAGAGAUAGUUGACCUUGAUCUGAAUGACCCAGAACUUGAAAAGGCAGCAACCCAGAUUCAAGCUUCCUUCAGGGGUUAUAAAACCAGACAGAAUCUGAAAGAAAAUGAACCUUCUGGUAAUGAAGAAGAGAUAGUUGAUCUAGACCUGAAUGACCCAGAACUUGAAAAGGCUGCAACCCAAAUUCAAGCUUCCUUCAGGGGUUAUAAAACUAGACAAAAUCUGAAAGAGAAUGGAUCUCCAGCUAAUGAAGAAGAGAUAGUUGAUCUUGAUCUGAAUGACCCAGAACUUGAAAAGGCUGCACACUUGAAAAGGCAUGCAACCCAAAUUCAAGCUUCUUUCAGGGGUUAUAAAACCAGACAAAAUCUGAAAGAGAAUGGAUCUCCGGAAUCUCCAGCUGAUGAAGAAGAGAUAGUUGACCUUGACCUGAAUGACCCAGAACUUGAAAAGGCAGCAACCCAGAUUCAAGCUUCUUUCAGAGGCUAUAAAACCAGACAGAAUCUGAAAGAAAAUGAACCUUCUGGUAAUGAAGAAGUAGUUGACCUUGACUUGAAUGAUCCAGAACUUGAAAAGGCUGCAACCCAAAUUCAAGCUUCCUUCAGGGGUUAUAAAACUAGACAAAAUCUGAAAGAGAAUGGAUCUCCAGCUAAUGAAGAAGAGAUAGUUGACCUUGAUCUAAAUGACCCAGAACUUGAAAAGGCUGCAACCCAGAUUCAAGCCUCUUUCAGAGGCUAUAAAACCAGACAAAAUCUGAAAGAGAACGAACUGGAUGCCAUUGAUGUAAAGGGUUCUGACCAAGAAAUGAUUUCUGUGAUGUCUUAUACUAGUCAAAAACCAGAUGAAUUUUACAUGGUUUCUGAUAAUGAGCUUGGAUAUAUUGAUUUAAAUGAUCCAGAAUUAGAGAAGGCUGCAACACAGAUCCAAGCAUCAUUUAGAGGAUAUAUGACCAGGCAAAAUCUAAAUAAAGAUACACUAGUCACAGAAGAUCAUGAUGUCAUUGACCUCAAUGAUCCAGAACUUGAAAAGGCAGCUACUCAAAUUCAGUCAUUAUUUAGGGGUUACAAAACAAGGCAAAAUUUGAAAAGUGAUCCCCAUGAGCAAAAGGUAACAGAGGUACUUGACAUUGAUCUUGAUGCUCCUGACUUGCAUAAAGCAGCAUCGCUUAUUCAGGCCAGAUUCCGAGGUUACCAGUCACGGAGGAGUGCUAAGGAUUGCAAAUCCCUUGUGAAAGAUGAUAUAGAUGACAUUGACUUGAAUGAUCCAGAGGUUCUUAAAGCAGCUACUUUAAUUCAGGCUUCAUUUAGAGGUUUCAAAACAAGGAAGGGUGCUGAUCCACCUAAGCCAAGUCAGUGUGAAGGGAAUGAGACUCACCUGAAUGGUCAUGAAAACAAUGAAGGAAAGCAGGACACUGUUAAUGGCAAGGUGAUGGAUAGUGAUGAAGAUAAGGAGUUUGCUGAAGCAGCAGCUGAAAGAACAAAUGGGCAAGAAGGCACCAGAUACAUUGUAGAACCAUCAAUAAUAGUAACAGAUACCGAAACAAACACAGUACUCCAAGCCAAAGACCUAGAUGAUUCAGUAUCUGAUAACAAAGACACAUUGGAGGUUGUCCAUGCUGGUGACAGCGACUGGUCUAAUGUCUCCAGUAGAGAUGCUAGCCCAUCCCCAGACCGGAGUGGACUGAAUGCUCCUAUUGACAUCACAGAGCUCAACACUGCAGCAACAAAGAUUCAAAGUAUCUUCAGGGGUUACAGAACAAGACAACAGAUAAAAAAACAUCGCACCAACGGCCCUGUACAUAGCAGAAGCAAGGCGAAAAGAAGAGGUUCAUGCAGCAAAGACAAAGAAAAUGCCGCAGCCACGAAAAUCCAGGCAGCUUUCCGCGGCUUCAAGACGAGAAAACAUAUGAAAAAUACGACGGGCAAACCUUCUUACCGCAGUUUGCCACGUGGACUGCAGCAGCGGAGGGAUAGUCUGGAAGCAGCGCAAAAGGAAGCUCGGCGAGGUAGCCUUACGAGGGACGUCCUGAUGGCCAGCGUCCUCGAAGAGCGAAUGCAGCACAGAGAACUACGACCAGAGGAUCCAGCGUUAACAAAAGCAGUUGUGACUCUACAGGCUGGUGUCCGAGGCUACCUUACUCGCAAGCACAUGGCAGAAAAGCGUGCGGCGUCGGAUUCAUCUAACGCAGACCAAAUCAACGCAGAGGCAGCAGCUACAAAGAUCCAGGCCGGAUUUAGAGGUUACAAGACCCGCAAGAUGUUGAGGGAGAGAGCGCAGGCCAGCUUGGAUCUCAGUGAUCCAGCUGUGAUCCAGGCAGCUGUUAGGAUACAGGCUGCUCUCCGUGGACAUCUUACCAGGAAGGAAUUGAGAGGAGCGUCCUAAAGAAUAAAUGUUCCGCUUAGGAAUGUAAUGUUAUAUAGGAAGAGAUAUGCUUUAGCAGCUUUAAGUAUUCCAUAACUUCUACUGUAUACAUAUACAUAUAUAUUUAUAUUCUGAUAUACUUAUUGCGUAACCAUAUUAUAGGCAAAGUUUAACAGUAAUUUAAAGAAAAGCUUUUUUAUUUAUAUCAUUAUUUUGUUAACUCAGUUUUGCUUCCACUGUAGCUAUGGGAACUGUAAUAAAAAAAAUAAUUUUCAGCGGUUUUGUUGCUAGCUGAAAUUAAAUCAGACAGAUGCGCACAGUUGUGGGUAUGAACUGAUGCGUAUCUAGCAAAUUAUAAUAUUGUAACAAUAUUAUAUAAUUAUAAAAGAUUCUAUGGUAGCUAAUUGCAGCUCGUUCAUAAUUAUUUGCAUUUCAGUAGAUAUCAAUGACAUACUUUACGGUAGUCACUGUGAUAAAGAAAAUACGUACUUUCACAUAUACAUACAUGUAUGUAUGUAUGUAUAUAUAUAUGUACGUAGGUAUGUAUCACUGUACUGUGCUACUGCAUUUAGUGCUUAAUACGGAUGUACUUCAAUAAAAAUACAUUCAA